This is a messenger RNA of Ipomoea nil (Japanese morning glory), 2010 nucleotides long. RefSeq lists its product as uncharacterized. The transcript is spliced from 4 exons. Gene Ontology annotation, molecular function: nucleic acid binding; RNA-DNA hybrid ribonuclease activity. The record is from RefSeq and is a predicted model, not a curated record. Bases 1 to 2010 code for a protein of 669 amino acids. NCBI's taxonomy places the organism in Eukaryota, Viridiplantae, Streptophyta, Magnoliopsida, Solanales, Convolvulaceae.
AUGGAUGGGGCUAUACAUGGAUGUAGGGUGGCUAGAGGGGCACCACCGGUCUCACACUUAUUUUUUGCAGAUGACAGUCUGUUAUUUUUCAAAGCAAAUAUCCAGGACGCAGCUGUUAUUAAGCAGUGCCUGGUUAGAUAUGAGAAAUUGUCUGGCCAAAUGGUGAACUAUAAUAAAUCAAAUAUUUGCUUUAGUAGAAAUACCCAGAUGGCGCAGAAGCAGCAGGUGGCGUGGUGUUUGGGGGUGGAACUGGCAUCCAAUUUUGGGAAAUAUUUGGGGCUCCCUUCCUUUAUAGGAAGAAAUAAAAGGGCUGUAUUUGCAUAUAUUGAGGAUAAAAUCAGGCAGCGAAUUGGAUCAUGGAACAAAAAGUUACUCUCACAGGCUGGGAAGGAAGUACUCUUAAAAAGUGUGGCUCAGUCUAUGCCUACAUUUUCUAUGAGUGUUUUUUUGUUGCCUGAAUCAGUGUGUUUGUCUAUACAACGUACUAUGAAUAAAUAUUGGUGGGGGACAGGAGCAGAUCGUGGAAUACAUUGGAAGGCUUGGGAUAAAUUAUGCAUCCCUAAGAAAUAUGGAGGAUUAGGUUUUAAGGACCUUCGUGCGUUUAAUUUGGCCAUGCUGGGGAAACAGGCAUGGAGAUUUCUUACAGAACCUACCACUUUAGUAGCAAUGAUCUAUAAGGCUCGAUAUUAUCCAACGACUACUUUUAUUGAUGCUACUAUAGGAAAUAGUCCGAGCCACUGCUGGCGGAGUAUUAUGGCCACCCAUGAUCUAGUCUGUGUCGGGGUGCGCAGAAGGAUUGGAAACGGUAGGGAUACAUUGAUAUGGGGACAUCCUUGGUUGUCUGAUGAUCUUAGUCCGUUGGUUCAAACACACAUGCCUGAAGAGUUAAGACAAGCACUAGUGAGUGGCCUUGUAGAUCACGAUACGGGUACCUGGGAUCCACAUAUUCUCAAUGAUUUAUUUAUUCCUGAGGAUGUGAGCCGAAUCUCAAGAAUACCAAUAAGCCCAGAUUAUGAUGACACUUGGUAUUGGAAGGGGGACACACGAGGAAUAUACACGGUUAAGAAUGCCUAUAGGCGUAUUAUGGGGGACUAUUCUGAUGACCCAGGCAUGAUGGACUCGUUGUUAGAGGGGCAAGUACACCAGGCAGUUGGGAUCCUCUACUACUUAUGGCUAGCAAGGAAUUCGGCGUUAUGGGAGAGAGCCUUGCCACGGCCUACGGCUACAGUGAAGAAGGCGGUGCUGACCGAGGAGGCCUUCACCAGGCUGAGACGUGGGACGACACAGCCGAAUGCUACGGUGAGGCCGGAAACCGAACCGUAUGGGCUCAAGUGCUAUUUCGAUGCAGGCUACAGACAACACACGGGAGAAGCAACGUACGGAGUUGUGUUACUCAAUCACGAGGAUGUUUUUAUGGCAGCCUCGGCGGGGACACUACAUGGUGCCUUUUCACCCAUUAUGGCAGAAGCCCUAGCAUGCAAGGAAGCCCUAUCGUGGCUUAAAGGGCGCGAUAUACAGAGGGUUGAUCUAAUCACUGAUUGCAUGGAGUUGCAUAACAUGAUAACAUCAAGAAGUACCGGAACACGAUCAACUGCUAAUAUGCAUUCUCAUACACUAGCUUCGUUAGCUUUCGAUCAGGAACAUCCUAUGUACUGGGAUAGAGAGACGCUGGAGGGAGGGAAGGUCGUCGCCGCCGUGGUCCGAAGCUCCGCCUUCGCCGACGAGAAGCUUCGUACGCCGUCCGUCGAACCCGCCAAAGCUACAACUGGCCGGAGCUUCCACCGCCACUCUACUCUUGCUAGAACACAAAGGGGUCGCCAGAGACGCUACUACCACUGCUUCUUCGCAGGAGCUCUUCCCGGGCUGUCACCGCCGCAUGCUUGGACUGCCGGUUCAUCAAAUGCCAUCGCUUCCUUGAUUAAUCCAAGAUGCUACCGAGGGAGAACGAGCGAGAGGAAGGCUGAAGGUGGGGAUGCUCUGUCCGAUGCUCUGCCCACCGCCGUUGGAUAG